This is a messenger RNA of Orbicella faveolata, 2279 nucleotides long. RefSeq lists its product as uncharacterized. The record is from RefSeq and is a predicted model, not a curated record. Lineage: Eukaryota; Metazoa; Cnidaria; Anthozoa; Scleractinia; Merulinidae.
AUAGUGUGCCAAACACCUCAUUUAUCAUGAAUUUGUGUAAGAAUUACAAUAAAGUGUCCUUUUGGUGUAGAAGUGAACACUAUCAAAUAUGAGUUGGUCAUGAAAAUCAGCAAACAUAAAUUGGCCUUCAAGAGUAAUAUUAAUUCCGAAAAUCUAUGUAGCUCAGUGAUAGAUUCCAUGGAAAUAAUAGAUGUAUUCUGGAAAUUAUUGCAAUAAUUGUUUAAAAGGAGACUUGUUUCCUGGAGAUGUAAAUGGAGACUUAGCCCGAGGUUGCCUAAGUGAAAGCCUUAAAUUUCGUAGGAUGUUCGUGGUACCAGCGGUAGUGAUUGUUUUCUUUGAGUCUGUUUCACAUCAGCCCUAUAAAACUGCAGAUUUGCACUUGCAAAUUCGCAUGCCUGGAAUGAGCACACAACAUUAUGUUCAGAGUAUGGUGGAUGAUACUUGCCAAUUUUACACACAGCAAAUGUCAAAACCAGGAACGUGGUGUGACAAUAUAAUUAUCCUGGCAGUAUCCAAUGCUUUUAACUGUAUUGACUCGAACGCAUUCAGUUAAUCCAUGAUUAUUACUAGUAAUAAGCAUGUUUUGUAUGCGUCUAUUACUGAAGUCUCCUAUCCGUUCUAAGAGAGCAUUGUAUGAUGAAACUCUGUCGUUUAAAAUGACCCUAAGAAUACGUUUGUUCAAUGUUUCUAACUUAUCCCUAUUCCUAGAGUCGCAAAAAUGCCAUAUAGUGGAACAAUAAUAGAAAUGUGGCACGAUAAGCUCUUUGUAGAGACGUAGUAAUAUGGUCCAGAAUUUCCAUCUUUUUAUUUUUCAUAUUCUUCAUUUGAUCUACACCCGUGUGUGAUCCGAAGUUUGGGCAGACCUCAGGCUAUCCAAUAUGAGAAAACCAUAGUCUGGUCUAAAAUGCAGGGGCGGUGUGCUCUUUUUAGUCUAAGGAUAUUAUUUGUUUUUGUUUAUUUUCAGAUUAUAGGCUACCUCUCGUUGUCAUCGUCGUAAGCCCAAGCCAUUUGUCUAUGGUCGCUACAUCACCAGUAGCAGCUACAUCUGAAAGCAUAGUUACAGUGCCUAUAAACCAGGAGCAACCACAGUCUGAUCGCCAAGAUCUUCAGAUGGAGUCUUACAUUUGGAGAGUUAUUCUUUCCCCUGCCUUAAACGGACUUCAAAGUCUUCUAGAGUACUUGAAAGUUCAGCUUGGAGUCAGUGUUGCAAACUGCAGAGUAGGAAGUUUGAUGAUAACAGUGACAUGCAGCUCACUACAAAUCCUUGAAGGUCUGUGGAAAGAUUACAGCAGCGGCCAUCUCAAUAAAGUGGUCGAGCAAACACUUGUAACGCCGGAUGUUUUGGAGAAGCUUGGGCUUAGCGAGCUCAAACUAAAAACCACAAUAUCAGAGGAAGAGUACAACAAAUGCAAAGAGUUCUUGUUGAAUGAACAUAAGAGUUACUCUACCCCGGAGCAAGGUCGACGGAAUGCCCAAGAAGAGAAUGAAAGAAGAAUGAGAGAGUUGCGUGACGAGAUGGAGAGAGAGAGCAUCAACAGGCGUUGCAUGACGAACAAGAACGCGCGAUAAUUGAACACGAAGAACAGAGAGAACAGUUGGAUCGUCAAAGACGUGAGAGGGAGAAAACAGAAAGAAAACAAAGAGAAGAACAAAGGCUACUACAACUUAGACUUGACUUGUUGAAUUACGAUUUUCAUAAGUGCCCCAGAAUCAAGAAAGAAGCUUUUCAGAAUUUGGAGGUAGACGACAUUGAUUUGAUACGCAUUGCUUUGAUUGGACCAACAGGCUCUGGGAAAACAAGCCUUGUGGGCACGCUGCAGCGAGCUAUUGGAGAGAAUCAGACCGCCUUUGAGCAAGGAACAGGAAAAGAAGGCAAUAUUAUUCUUGAAGAAUACUUCGUGCAGAAUAAUAUCCGGAUUGUCCACACCAGAGGAUUUUUUGCGAGAGAUGAAAAGCUUCAAGAUGAGGUGCUUGAUAUUAUGACGGGAAGGUAAUGGAUUACUUUUCAGGCGUCACUUGCAUUAGAAUGGGACAAUCGCGUGUGGAUCACGGCCUAACAGGAUCUCAACGAGAGGGUUACCCUCGACGGUUGACGGCUAAACAAAAUAUGGCUUUUUGACGGUUGACCUUUAAAAUUUUGGUCGACGGUAAAAAGUUUUCGAUUUUUAUUUGACGGUUGACGGUUAUCCUAUUUGACAGUUAAUUAGCCUGCGAGUAAUGAAGAGCAAAGCGAUCCGGCGAAGGGAGUCUGGUGAAGAGGUGCCUCUUUCUCGUCUCGC